Molecule: messenger RNA, 945 nt
Organism: Emericellopsis cladophorae
Lineage: Eukaryota; Fungi; Ascomycota; Sordariomycetes; Hypocreales; Bionectriaceae
Product: ribokinase
Exons: 1
Coding region: 1-945 (314 amino acids)
Biological process (GO): D-ribose metabolic process
Molecular function (GO): ribokinase activity
Source: RefSeq, a predicted model, not a curated record
AUGGCCCUCCCACGCAUCACAGUCCUCGGCUCCCUCAACAUCGAUGUAGUCUCCUACGUCCCUCACCAUCCCCUCCCGGGCGAGACCCUCACGGCCAACCACUUCAACACCUCGCCCGGCGGCAAGGGCGCCAACCAGGCCGUCGCCUGCGCCAAGCUCUCCCGCACAUCCACGCUCGCCAGUCCAUCUGCCCACGUCUCCAUGAUCGGCGCCGUCGGCCGCGACGCCUUUGGCCCCAUCCUCACAGACUCCCUUACCUCCUAUGGCGUCGAUGUGGCGGGCGUCGCCCAGCUCGAGGGCGCCAAGACGGGCGUGGCCGUCAUCGUCGUCGACGAGCCCACCGGCCAGAAUCGCAUCAUGCUCUCCCCCGAGGCCAACUACUCCCUCCAGCCGGAGCAAUUUGCGAGCCUCCCCGAGCCACGACCGGAUCUCCUCAUCAUGCAGCUGGAGAUCCCCCUGCCCACGGUCCUGCAGGCCCUGGACGCCGCGAGGAAGGCCGGUGUCCCCGUCCUUCUUAACCCAGCACCUGCUGUUGAGCUCCCCGCCUCCGCCUACAAUGGCCUGGCACAUCUACUUGUUAAUGAGACCGAGGCCGCCCUUCUCUCGGGCAUCUCCGAGUCUGAGCUUGAAUCCGACGCUGGCCUCGAGGCCGCAGGCAACCUGUUCAUCCAAAGGGGUGUUCAGAAUGUGAUCAUCACUCUGGGCGGUCGUGGCGUCUACUAUGUGACCAAGGCUGGUCAACGCGCCCUGGUUCCCGCGCUCAAGACCACCGUCGUGGAUACGACGGCGGCAGGUGAUACCUUUGCUGGGUCGUACGCCUUGGCUGUGGUGCGGGAAGGCUUCGACAUUGAGACGGCCGUCAGGAAUGCCAAUGUUGCAGCAGCCAAGACAGUUGCCAAGAGAGGCGCCCAAGUGUCUAUUCCCUGGAAGGAUGAGCUAGAAUAG